AUGUGUAACACCACCAUCAAACCUUCAUCUCCUACCUCAUCCAUGAAACCCCAUUUCAGUAAAUCCAUCACAACCGCCAUUAAACAUGAUCAUGUUCCAAGUAUUAUCAUUGAUGAUGCUCCUCUCGAUGACCACCUCCACUACUGGCCAACCCUUUCCCAGACAGUUGAAGAGAUCAAAGCCAUUGGGAGAAUUUCAGGCCCAACCGCCAUGACAGGUUUACUUCUUUACUCAAGAGCCAUGAUUUCCAUGCUCUUCCUCGGCUACCUCGGUGAGCUAGAACUGGCUGGAGGCUCACUCUCCAUUGGCUUCGCUAACAUAACCGGUUACUCUGUCAUCUCCGGCUUAGCCAUGGGAAUGGAGCCCAUUUGCGGCCAAGCUUACGGGGCUAAGCAAUGGAAACUUUUAGGGUUAGCCUUACAAAGAACAGUACUUUUACUCCUCUGUUUUUCUGUCCCCAUAUCUUUCUCGUGGAUGAAUAUGAAGACGAUCCUAGUUUGGUGUGGACAAGACAGUGAAAUCUCAGCCAUGGCUCAUACAUUCAUUGUUUUCGCCAUACCCGACUUGUUCUUCAUCUCGAUUCUCCAUCCGUUGAGGAUUUAUCUUAGGACCCAGAAUGUAACGUUGCCGUUGAUGUAUUGUUCGGGUGUCUCUGUUUUAUUACACGUUCCAUUGAAUUACAUUCUCGUCGUUCGUUUCCAAAUGGGCAUUGCAGGAGUAGCGAUUGCAAUGGCUUUGACUAAUCUAAACCUUUUGAUCUUUCUCUUCUCAUUCAUUUACUUCUCCGGCCUUUAUAAGAGAUCAUGGGCCCCUAUCAGCUGGGACUGUCUCCGCGGCUGGCCGUCGCUUCUGUCUCUAGCCAUCCCGAGCGCAGUCUCUGUUUGCCUGGAGUGGUGGUGGUACGAGUUGAUGAUCAUGGUCUGCGGUCUACUACCGAAUCCGAAAGCCACGAUUGCUUCUAUGGGGAUCUUGAUUCAAACAACUUCCCUGAUUUACGUAUUCCCGUCGGCUCUGAGUCUUGGUGCGUCGACCAGGGUCGGAAAUGAACUAGGGUCAGGUCGACCAGGGAGAGCGCGGGUGGCGAUGAUGGUAUCGAUGGGUAUGGCGAUUGGGGUUGGAUUUGCGGCGAUGAUAUUUGCGAUGGUGAUAAGGCACGGAUGGGGGAGGAUGUUCACGAGAGAUGAGGCGGUUUUGGAAUUGACGGCGGUUGCUCUGCCGAUUGUUGGGUUGUGUGAGCUUGGGAAUUGUCCGCAGACGGCUGGGUGUGGAGCUUUGAGAGGUAGUGCUCGGCCGGGGAUUGGGGCGAAUAUAAAUCUGGGUUCGUUUUAUUUGGUGGGUAUGCCGGUUGGGAUGGUAAUGGGGUUUGUUGUGAAGAUGGGUUUUUCAGGGUUGUGGUUAGGGCUUUUGGCGGCGCAAGGGUGUUGCGCCACUCUUAUGGUGAUUGUUUUGUUUAGGACUGAUUGGAAUGUACAAGCGGAGAGAGCUAUUGAAUUGACUCAGUAUGAGAGUAUUAAGAUUCAUGAACAAGACAAGAUCAUUAAGGCGGUGAAUGGUAGUAGCCAUGAUGAAGAUGAUGAUGAUGAAAAGGAAUUGUUACAGACAGAACUAGACCUAGAUGUUGUUGAUGAUGAAGAAGAUAAAAAUAAUAUCGUAGUUAUCCAUGUUACUAAUUAUUAACUUGUAAUAGAUCUUUUGAUCGAGGUAUGACUCUUCGGAGAUUGUAUGUUGAUAGAGUUCAUUUGUAUUAAUUAUCUCGGUUUGUUUCUUAAUUUGGAAUUAACAUGUUUGUUAUAAUAGUUA
Messenger RNA from Impatiens glandulifera, 1800 nucleotides. Its product is annotated as protein DETOXIFICATION 48. Bases 1 to 1677 code for a protein of 558 amino acids. The transcript is spliced from 2 exons. The record is from RefSeq and is a predicted model, not a curated record. Gene Ontology annotation, biological process: xenobiotic detoxification by transmembrane export across the plasma membrane. Gene Ontology annotation, molecular function: xenobiotic transmembrane transporter activity; antiporter activity. Lineage: Eukaryota; Viridiplantae; Streptophyta; Magnoliopsida; Ericales; Balsaminaceae. Gene Ontology annotation, cellular component: membrane.